Setaria italica (foxtail millet) is the source of this 1838-nucleotide messenger RNA. RefSeq lists its product as uncharacterized. The record is from RefSeq and is a predicted model, not a curated record. NCBI's taxonomy places the organism in Eukaryota, Viridiplantae, Streptophyta, Magnoliopsida, Poales, Poaceae. The transcript is spliced from 2 exons. The coding region runs from base 215 to 1555 and encodes 446 amino acids.
ACGAGCCCAGUAGUUUUCCCAAUAAAAUUGUAUUUUUACUUAUGGUCAUAAUUAAAUUGUUGACCAAUCACGCAUGCCUCUCAGUUUGAUCCGUCAUCGUCAUCGAUCCAUUCAAACUGCCCAAGAAAAUUGACCACCAAAUAAACACAGGCCCAGCCUAGCAAAUCGACCGAUCGAUCCCCUUUCCUCGCCCGCCGCUGCCGCCGUCAGAUCCAUGGCCGCCGCCGACGCUAGCGCCGGCUCCGGCGCCCUCCCAAACUGGGUGAUGCUGGAGCGCUUCAUCUUCCGUAGGGACGACCCCCAGUCUUUCCGUGAGGACAAGAGGACCUCCGCGACCGGCGAGACCUCCGUCGGCGCUCACUUCCGCAUCUCCUUCAUCCUCGCCGAGCCCCCCACUCCCUCGCGCCUCUACCUCAGCUGGCCUGGAGGCCCCAAGCACGAGAUGAUGUGCCACCUCGCGGCGGCCCACCGCAACCUCGUCCUCCUCAGGCUGGACUCCUUCGUCGACCCCUCUUACCCGUCGCCGUUCGGCGAGAUGGCGCACGACUACUUCAUCUACUACGUCGCCGCCGACCCCCGCUCGCAGGCGCAAUCCACGCCUGCUCUCAGACGGCUGCCAGGUUGCACCGUGCACAACGCGUAUUUCGGGAGGCCGAUCCCGCGCCCGUUCGAGCCUUGGGGUGUUGGCCUGUUGUGCUGUGGUGAGGAGUUUGCCGUGGCGUAUAUGAGCGUAAGCAGGCGUGACCCGGAGGCCGAGGCGCUGGAGGUGGAGUUGUGGGUGCUCCGCUCGACCGUCAGAGAUGAUUCUACUGAUGGUGGUGAGAAGUGGGAGGCCAAGUAUCUGCCGCUCCAGGGGCAGGAUGUUGAACACAUCAAUCUGCUCGACUUUACGACAAGCGAAGUGGUUCCCUUCAAGAAUUCCCUCUGCUGGGUGGACUAUAGGAUGGGCAUAUUGUAUUGUGAGGACGUCUGUGGAGACAGCCCCAAGGCCGUCUUCGUCGGUUUUCCUCCGGGUUACUCCAGCUACCAUCCUUCAGUCCGCCCCGAGUUGUACCGCCCCGAGUUGUACCGCGGCUUGUGCGUCACCGAAGGUGGUCGCACGUUGGCAUUCCUUGAUGUUGUCCGCCGUGAUGGCAUUGAUAUAGGCCCAAUGGUGCCUGCUGGUUUCACCAUCAUCUCCAUGGCACUGACGGAAACGCAGUCAGCCAAUAGUUUUGUGGUUAAAGCAGAUGACCUGUGGGCUACACACUCCACGAAGGAUCUCCCACAUGAGGUUAUGAUGCUCCCGUUGCUGAGUAUGGAUGAUAUCAAUGUUGCGCACUUUGUAUUGUAUGAUUGGGCAGACUUGUCUGGCAAGUUCAAGAUCUCGCUAGUUACCAUUGACCUGAGCACCAAGCGAGUGGUUGGCUCAGUUGUUCCAUACAUCAAUGAGGAAGAUCUUUCUACUGACGACGCUGAUUUGGUCAAGGCUAAACCAAAUUUCUUUAUGCCCUUCCUUCCAGCAGAAUUCCCCAAGUUCCUGAAUCUCCAAAGGACGAGGAAGAACCCUGCAUGAAUCACUUUCACUGCACCGGCCACUUGUCACCCUUUUUGGGUUCUGCUGUGUUAAGUGAUGGGCUAUUUCAUUCUGUGGUUUAUGAAGUACUACUGUGUUCACUUUUUGUGAGGUUUAGGGAGUACUCCAAUAGUCUUUGAUUGUGUUUUUUUCUGUAUCUGUCGUACUGUAGACAGCUGGAGGGAAAAGCCUUCACCAGACCUACAAGGUGCAGGUUGAUCAUAUCGUACAAUAUGGUCUUUGAGUUUAAUGCUAUAUGAUGAACAUACCCUUGGCGCUUCAA